Aspergillus udagawae is the source of this 486-nucleotide messenger RNA. Its product is annotated as SRPBCC family protein. The record is from RefSeq and is a predicted model, not a curated record. The transcript has a single exon. NCBI's taxonomy places the organism in Eukaryota, Fungi, Ascomycota, Eurotiomycetes, Eurotiales, Aspergillaceae. The coding region runs from base 1 to 486 and encodes 161 amino acids.
AUGGCCAGCCCCACGAACAAUAUAGCUUUCACUUCUCCGAUAAAUCCUCCUGGGGCCGAUCCCAUCCUCACCCGCAGUCAGAUCUGGGCUGGCUUGCGCCUCAAGAUCCGCUCUGCAGAGACAUUCGUUCCAGCCGGCAUUCAGUCAACGUCAGUCCUCAGUGAAUCUGUUGAUGAAGCUGGAAAUCCCGUCACCAUCCGCGAAGUGGUUUUUCGUCAAGAUCAGCGGAAAGUCAAAGAAACUGUGACGGCCCACAAAGAUUCCCGAGUUGAUUUUGUUCAACCUGAUGGGAGUACCAUCAGUAACAUUGUCAGUGAAGGUGCCGAGGGGGAGCUGUAUAUGACCUAUGCUUUUGAGUGGAGGCACCCAGGUGCUUCGGAGGAGGAAUUGGCUGCGUUGAGGGAAAGGGAAAUGAAGAUGAGCAAGAUGGCUGUUGAGGGUACAAUUAGUGUCAUGAGGGAGCUCGCUCGAAAGGGGGAGAUUUGA